UGUAGAAGCGCCCCCCAGCAUGUUAGUAAAGAUACAUACUUUCAAACAGGCCAGUUCCACCCGCACAAAUCCGGCCACAGGACUGAAUCCCUUUUGCUGCCCCAAACCCACAGACCCCUUCUCUUCAUACGCCAGUGAGCAGGCCAAAGCUGAACAAGAGGAACCUGACCCAGUCAGCUGUAGCCUGCAGAGUACAGAGGGACCAACCAGUCACAUCAUGAUUGAAGCUGACCGAGAGCUAUCAGCCAUGGUGCAGGAAAUAUGGGAUAAAGACGUCAACAGACUGAAACCAGGGACAGACUACCGGAUCUCUCUGCAGGGGAAAGCUGGGCCUGUGAAUGCUGACAUGAAUGAUGACAUGAAUGACGACAAUGAUGGAGCCGGAUAUCCUCUGUUCUCGUUUGUCGAUGAACGCAUUUUCAAAAAGGAGUCUUUCUUAGCCUUUAUCUCUCUACUGGAUAACUAUGAAAGUGAUACGGGUGAGCCUGAGAUUGUAACCCCAGAGGAGGAAGCAGAAAACCACAAGUUUCUGGACUGCAUGCUUCGAACGCCCACCAUGAAGAUUGCACAUAAGUACCUAGUAGAGAAACAGCUCUCCCCAGAGGGAUUACCGGAAUUCAAGAAUCAGCUCUACCGUAUCUGGUUUGAGCUGUACGCCAGACGAGGAGCUAGCAAGCCAGACUCCUCAGGAUUUGAGCAUGUCUUUGUCGGAGAGACCAGAGGGGGCCGCACAGUCAUCGGCUUUCACAACUGGAUCCAGUUGUAUUUGCAAGAGAAGCUGGGACACAUUGAUUACAAAGGCUACAGUGUGAACGCAAAUUCCCCCCAGCCUGACGAGAACAAGCACAUCCUGGCGCUACAGUUCAGUUGGAAGAAUGGAAUAAAACCCAAAGGCAGCAUCUUCGUUGGCGUCAGUCCUGAAUUUGAGUUUGCCCUUUACACCCUGUGUUUCCUGGUCUCACCCAAUGAGCGUGUCAAAGUGUUCUUCAGUAUCUAUGAGGUGGACAUUGUCUGCCACCACUACAACCAGAAGCAUAUCGGUACAACUUACCCUGUUCUUGUGAAAUAUCAAAAUGAACAAAAAAUAAAUAAACACUAAUCAGACAGGACUCAAAUGCACUCUCACCCAAGUGUCAUGAGUGUUGUUUUUGUCUUUUUAUUUUAAAUAAAGAUACAAUACA
Coregonus clupeaformis (lake whitefish) is the source of this 1181-nucleotide messenger RNA. Its product is annotated as poly(U)-specific endoribonuclease-B-like. NCBI's taxonomy places the organism in Eukaryota, Metazoa, Chordata, Actinopteri, Salmoniformes, Salmonidae. The record is from RefSeq and is a predicted model, not a curated record. Bases 20 to 1099 code for a protein of 359 amino acids. Gene Ontology annotation, molecular function: RNA endonuclease activity. The transcript has 7 exons.